GUGUGUGUAUAUUAUAUAUAUAUAUAUAUAUAUAUGUUCAUAGUCUCUCGACAUCAGUCCGCCUCUCUCAUCUUCCUCCUCAGUGCUCUUUGUUUCUCUCUUGCCAACGACUUAAUCAGUUUUUCCAGAUUGAUGCUGAUGUGAAUUUUCGGCUCACACAAAUUCUUGUCCGAUGUGGUCGGGGUCCUACAAGGGUGCACGAGACUUCAUGCCUAGGAAGGAAGACAUUUUUUGGAAACAUGCAGAGCGUUUGAAUGGGAGAUUUAAGUGCAAAUACUGCGGAAAAGAUUUUGCUGGGGGUGUCCCUAGAGUUAAGUCCCAUUUAUCAGGAAUUAAAGGACGUGACAUAAAUACAUGCCCCAAUGUCCCAAAAGAAGUCCAAGCAGCUGCUGCUGAAGCAAUUAAAGUUGGUAUAAAUAAGAGACCAAAACGCGAAAACUUUUCGAGUAGUUCUGAUGGAAUUUCUUCAGAAGUAGUAUCUGAGAAUAAUGAUAGCUGUGAGCUGGAUAAUUUGCUCGCGAAGUUCUUUCUGUCGAAUAACAUUGAUUGCAGUGCUGUUCAGUCAUCUUCAUUCAUCGACUUCAUGAAUGCUGUGGUUGCAUUUGGUGCUCCUUACAAGUUGCCGAGUUAUUCGACACUCAAGUCUCGGCUGAUUCCCGACUUGCUUGGCAAAAUCGAAGCAGAUGUGAGAAAAGUGAAGGAAUCAUGGAAGGAAACUGGUUGUACCAUCAUCUCUGAUGUUUGGUGCAACGAGAAAGAGAAUCAGUCCUUCGUUAACAUCAUGGCCAGCUCGAGGAAAGGAGUAGUGCUACUGAAUUCGUUCAAAGUCCCAAGGAACGAGUUAGAUGGUGUUUUCUUAAAGGAAAUCAUAUGCUUCUGUAUCCAAACUGUAGGGCCAAACCAUGUAGUGCAAUACGUUAAUAGCGCUUUAAGUCUAGGACCAACCAAGGAUCUGCUCGCUAAUGACUUUCCUCAAAUAUGCAUCACUCGCUGCGUUGCUGUUGAGAUCCAGUCAAGUUUUGAGGAAGUUUACAUGGAAAUAGAGUGGGUUAAGUUGGCAUUUGAUAAAGCUAGAUGUCUCGUAACUCAUAUCUAUGGGAAUAGCGAUCUUUUGUCACUGAUGAGGAAGUACACCAACAACAGGGAGUUAAUACAGCCUCAAGCAUUAGAUUUUUCCUCAAACUACAGUAUGCUACUGUCGAUCAUUGUUGUCAAAGAUCAGUUAUUUCAACUUGUGCAGUCUUUUUGCUGUAGUAUGUCAGACCUGGGAAAAGAAGUGGCUGACAUAAUUAGUAGCCUAGAAUUUUGGAAUCAAGUGGAAGAGAUAGUACAGGCUCUAGAGUCAUUAUUCCUAGUUCUCUAUCUAGUUGAUAGAUAUGGUUCAUCUUCCGGGUACUUGUAUGUGGCAAUGGAAAUGGCAACUAAAGGAAUGGGAAAAAUUUACAGUGGUAAUCCAGAUAAAUACCAGAGACUAUGGCAGAUUUUCAACUCGUGGAAGGAAAAGAUUGUCCAUCCAAUACAUGUUGCUGCAGCUUUUCUAAACCCAGCAUAUAUGUGCAGUGGGUUGUUUAAGGAUAAGGCCAGAAUAAUGGGAGUCAUGGAAUUUGUAGUGAGCCACUUGGCAGCUAGCGAAGAUAAAGAUGCUUUCUUAGAAGAAAUCAUUGAGUAUCACGAGAGAAGCAGAGAACCAGAUAUGUUCUCAGAUGCCGCGAACAGAAUGCGGAAAGUAUGUCACCCGGGCGAUUGGUGGGCUUAUGGCUUUGGGCGUGAGUUCCCAAUGCUACAGAAGUAUGCCAUCAGAAUAUUGAGUCAGCCCUGCAGUGGUUCAGCUUAUAAACAGAGUUCGAGUGCAUUUGAGACUGCUCAUAUGAAGAAGCUGAGCGGAUUUACAUUUAAAGCAUCAACCCAUUACUUUUGGAUGAAUAUGAUCUUGACCACUGGAUUUAGGGCAAUGAAUGCAUCUGAUAAGCCAAAGGAUCUUACAGAGCUCAGCGAGUUGAAGUGGAGAUUUCCUACUGAUUUCUUAAACGAGAUAGAGGUUUCCCAUUUAGAUCCACAACAAACUCACAGCUUUGUUUGGUACAGUUCUCUAAGAGCUGGUAUCCAUCUCCCAAGCCAGAGAUGUUUGCAGCUGCAGUUUGUAACUAGGAUUCCAUCUCUCCUAGUUACUGGUCAAGAGGUCAAAAGUGAACAAGGAUCUCCUGUCCAUGUGUUCUUGGUAGAUCGAAUCUCCGGUAAUGUGGUGCAAGACAGUGCAUUAUCGACGUUAAAUUUGACAGUUUCAGCACUUGAAGGAGACUUCGAUGAAGAAAGUGGAAAUACUUGGCAAAGGGAGGAUUUUGAAAGAAAUGAAAUAACGGAUGUCCCACUCAUGACCGGUACUCUGCAAGUGACCCUAAAGGAUGGGAUGGGAACACUUGGAGAUUUAUGUUUUAAUUACAGCUCUGAAAUUGCAAAAAGUGGGAAGUUCAAGCUUGGAGUGAAAACUCUUACAGAUGAAUGUGGAGGGAUUUGUAUUUGCGAGGGCAUAUCCAAUGCAUUCGUCGUGAGGGACGGUAAUGACACGAGAGCGCCCGAUGCUACUGCCAGCCAGAUGCACCUGCCAGAAGAUUCGCAACUAAAGAGUAUUAUGGAUGAACUGACACAACCAAAACCUUGUUCAACAGACACGAAUGCUAAUAGCGAGAUGGAUCUCGGUAGAUGGUUUGAAUUUGGACCCCUUUGGAGUCCACUUGGUUGCAAGCAUAAGCAGAAGCACAAUGUCAAAUCAGGGCAGGCAGCAAUGGGAUGGCCUAGCAUUAGAAGCUUCAGAAGAGCUGUCUCGGAGAAGAGAGAUCAGAAAAUGCUUAGUAGGACCCAAGUGCAGAAGCAAUUGGAAGAAUGCAUUGAAGGUCAAGAUUGUAGUCAGGAAGAAUACAAACUGUUACUACUAGGUAAGGAAAAGCAGGGCAAAGAUAACUGGAAGGGAAUCGCCGAGAAAUAUGUGAUGUCGAAGGUGCCGAGUCAAGUGGCAAGUCAUCCUGAGGAGUAUUCCAAGGGCAAAUCUGGAUCUGGGUUGGACGAGGACAAGGAGCCGAUGUUGGUGGAGCCUGCUUCAGAAGAACAACUCGACUUAGCAAAUUGUGACAAUUCAACUUUGGAAGGCACCGCAGCAUUUCCAAAUCCAAAUACCUCAGAAUUAAGUCAACCUCUAACUCUCUUCCCGUCGCUAUUGGCCUGCAAAGACAUGAAGUUUCUCGUAGAUGAGGAGGCUGUCGAGCCAUGGGGAUUGGAAGAACGUCCGUCAACAGUAGCAAGCUUCACAUGUGCUGGAGACUCUAUUCCUCCAAAACAGGAUAGCUCUCGUCUGAGUCAGUCAUUGACGCUCUUUCCCUCGUUACUGAUCGGAGACGACAAAGAGGUCAGUGAGGAUAAGUCACCAGAUCUUCUCGAGAAUACAGCAAGACAAUCAACAAGAAGUCCAACCAAAGCUAAUGAACGAGUUGGCAUGUCUAAGCUCAACAUAGUGGCAAGUCCAAGUACGGGUGCCCAACGAGAACCCUUCUUGCGGGUCGAUUCCUUUCAACAGUCCACCUGUGAAAACAACUCUCUCGAAUGCGUGAGAGACACACCUGACCCGAAUGUCUGCAAUUCCUCCAACCAAAGCAGGCAGAAUCAAAACCACGACUUUAAGUUUGACUCUGUGGAGGACCGAGGGCACAUUUCACCUGCCACUGAUAGGAGUGCCAGCAGUAGCCUCUGCAAUGGUGGCGCUUUGACUCAUCGCCAUGGUAUGGAUUGUGGAAGCAUCUGUGGAAGUAAUGGAAAUGUCAAUCAGGUUCCAGUUACCAGACAUGCUGGGGAAAGCAGGCCUGUGGAAGAGAGUUCUCAAGGAUCGGUAAGGAAAGCGGCUCUUGCCAAGUUCCUAUUGAAGCGCAAAGAUCGGUGCUACGAGAAGAAGGUUCGGUAUGUGAGCAGGAAAAAGCUUGCAGAGCAGCAUCCUCAUGUGAAGGGACAAUUUGUUCGACAAGCGCAGAGUGAUCCUGCAACUGAAGAAACUAAUCCUUGAGAGUGGUUCUUAGCGUAUAUUUAGGGCUUAAGCUGCCACAAAGCAACGGGAUAGUCUUCCAUCUGAUAAUCCGGUCUAGUAUGGUGCCGUUCUCCCUCCUCUUCUUGGGGGAGGCAGAGCAAUUGGGUGGACAAUAAGUACUUCGGAAUAUGCUUCUAACUAUGCAAAGAUCGCUCGCAAUGCACGUGCCUUCUCACUAGUAGGAAAAAAAAAAAAACGAAUUGUAGGCAAGCGAGCAGUUUGUGCUGUAUAGUUAGUAAUUGCUAAAAUGAGGAAGAAUGCGAUCUUGAG
Molecule: messenger RNA, 4339 nt
Organism: Punica granatum (pomegranate)
Lineage: Eukaryota; Viridiplantae; Streptophyta; Magnoliopsida; Myrtales; Lythraceae
Source: RefSeq, a predicted model, not a curated record